GGCGGUGUCGGGCGCUUCUACAUCCCUGCUGGCAGAGUCCACUAGUCUCCCUCUCCGCAUCUGUAGUCCCAGGCUCCCCGGCUUCAAACGAACCCUAUACCGACACGGAAUAGACAUUUCUCGGAAUAUCCAAGCGGACAGUGGAACCGCAGCCCUGUAUUCCAAACAGGACGAGAUCUUCACCAUGAAUUGCGACAUGGAUGGAGACAUGGAGAACCAGGUUGAGAUGGAGGAGAAGACCAGGCUCAUCAAUCAGGUUCUGGAACUCCAGCAUACCUUGGAAGAUCUGUCCGCGCGGGUGGACGCCGUCAAGGAGGAGAACCUGAAGCUGAAGUCGGAGAACCAGGUCCUGGGCCAGUACAUCGAGAACCUCAUGUCUGCCUCCAGCGUCUUCCAGACCACAGACACCAAGAGCAAACGAAAGUAAAAGAAGAACGAGAAGCAGAGACCCCGACGUGGCUGUAAGAUCUAAGCCUUUUGGGGGUUGGGGGGGCCUGGGGCCCAUAGAGCCUGCCGUGGAAGGAGUCGUAGUCUCCGGUGCAGACCUGGACGCUCAUCUUGUCUCGCUUACUGAGCGUGCUCAGAAGGCGGUCAAGCCUAGGUCUGUUCCGUGGAAACGUCACUCACUCCCAAGGCAGGACUUCUCUUCGCCCUUUCUAUGGGACCCGAUGGCUGCUUCUCAGCUGGUUGAGGAUGGAGGUCAGGGAGGUGGGUGUCUGUCUGCACACCGUAUUCUAGAGUAACCGUGGAAGGUCCGGUCCCAUAUAAAGAGGUGAAGGGGUCAGUUCUACCCAGUGUCCGGUCCUUAAACUGGUCCCCCUGCCAAGGCCCCGAGCAGUAGUUGCUACUAGAUCUUUGCUCUCGCUUCGGGUGGAGGCAGCUAGUCACUGGGACGACUAUUGUAUAAAAAUGCUCCAACUUUCUCUGGAUGGUCGUGUCUCCCUUGCACUCAUGCACAUUGUAUUGUUUCGUGUAGCAAACGCCAUUUAUGUGACACACAAUACCGCUUAAAAAUACUUAAAAGAUACUGUUGAGCCCUAAUCUGCAUCUGCAUCACUUCCCCGUUUCUUAACUUUGGUCACUUUGGUUCAUCUUAUGAAUCUGGUGUAUUUAUUUAUUUACAUUUCCCUCUUAACAACUUUAAAAUCAGCUGGAUCUGAGUUUUGGGAUGGCGUGAAAUUGUUUACCACAUGGUUCCGCUCAAACUGGUUACAUCGGGAUCAAACUGGACUGAACGAUGUGUAUUACAAAUGGUGGCUUGAGUCGGAUUUGAUUUGCACGGUCAUGUUAUUCACUAAUUUACAAAGUAUUUGUUAUGUAAAGUUAAUGUAACUAAACUGUUUUACUCCCAUCAUGGGCCAUGGCCUUUUUUGGCAGAAUUCAUAAAACGGUAAAAAAAAGAAUCAUGAUUUAGAUUAGGUUUGCAGCUCAGUGACCGAGGCUAACUGUACAGUACUAAAGAUGGUUUUAACAGUCACAUAUCGUUUUUUUUAAUUGGCCAUUAAAAACAAUACAUAAGCUGUUAGUUUGCUGCUGUGAUGUUGGUAUGCACAAAUUCCCCGCUACAAGGAAGCUCAGCUAAGCUAAUCCUGUCGCUUGAGUGUUUUUUCUUGCUACCCAUUUGUAUAUAACUUAAUCAUUAAUGCCACAUACUUAAUCGUUUUGCUAUCCACUACAGUAAUCGUGCAGUUUCUGGAAGCUAAACCAUCUGACUCGGUAGAUGAGGCGAUCAACACUACAAUGCUCACAAUGUUCAGGCAUAGAAGAGGAGGGCCAAAUCCUAAAGCUGGGUACAAAUACUUAAAGUAUAUCUAAUUAAAUUAAGCUACGAUUGAACCCAAUGGCAAGAUGAAUAAAUGUACAGUGAGGAGCAGAUGGAGGAAGUAAGGCAGACAAUCUCUCUCUUCGCGUGUAGAUAGGGGUUAAUAGUCCUUGAGAGCUAUCGAACCACUCACCCUGUCCAGGAAGACUACGUCUCCAGGCAGGUUUGGGUGGGUAGCGAUUAAAAAAAACAAGCCUAUCAUCUCAUCGUAUGUCAGAAGAGAUAGGAGACGGGAAGUCAUAAGCUGCACUGUAACAAACAAAGGAGCAUUAAAACCGGUCGAGCCAGUGAAUAUGAAACACUCCGUGUUGCUUUCGAACUGCUUUUGCAGCCGUUGUAAACAAACACACAUUGGUAGACCCAGUCAUGUUUUUCUUUGUUUAUUUCGAUAAGUUGUGGUUGUACAAUAAAAUAUUCCCAUUCCCUUUUUGUUUUAUGUAGCAGCAUGCCAACGAUGCGCUUGUUAAAACCAACUGGCUUGCGUGUAGAUACUGUGUACAAUUUUGACAAAAUGUAAUGUUUUAAUAAAACAUUUUUGUUCCAUUUAAUGUCCCUACGUCAAUGACCAAACGGGAGGAGUGGAAGUCAACCUGGUGGCGAAUUCUGCACCCCAC
Molecule: messenger RNA, 2436 nt
Organism: Gadus chalcogrammus (walleye pollock)
Lineage: Eukaryota; Metazoa; Chordata; Actinopteri; Gadiformes; Gadidae
Gene: scoca
Product: short coiled-coil protein a
Exons: 4
Coding region: 185-427 (80 amino acids)
Cellular component (GO): trans-Golgi network
Source: RefSeq, a predicted model, not a curated record